Molecule: messenger RNA, 842 nt
Organism: Onychostoma macrolepis
Lineage: Eukaryota; Metazoa; Chordata; Actinopteri; Cypriniformes; Cyprinidae
Gene: tfpt
Product: TCF3 (E2A) fusion partner
Exons: 6
Coding region: 201-779 (192 amino acids)
Biological process (GO): apoptotic process; apoptotic signaling pathway; positive regulation of apoptotic process
Cellular component (GO): Ino80 complex
Molecular function (GO): DNA binding
Source: RefSeq, a predicted model, not a curated record
UUUCGAAAGCUGUAGUGUAGAUGAAAAUGUAGAUGUUUACUUUUGUUUUAUCACAUGAAACAGGCUAAUACUUGCUUUUGUUAGAUGUAUCGUUUAAAUGAUGUAUAGGCGGAACUGAUGAGGAGUAGAAAACAUACCUGCCGGGUUUAUAAUAAACUGACUGAAUCAAGUAUGGCUCUUUACAAUAUUACUAACUAAAGAUGAUGGAGGAUUUCUCAGGUCUGGCUUUGCCUCCUCUGUUCGGGGGUCACAUUCUGGAAGCGGAGCUGGAGACAGGCGGCGUGGAGCUGGGCCCCAGCGGCAGUGAGCUCCUGGAUAACGAUGGGGCCCCGUCGGGCCCCGCACAGGACGGGGAAGAUGAGAGGAGAGAGCUGGACAAGAGCAAGUAUCACGCUCUCAGCAAGAGGUGCAAAGAGAUUGAACAGGUAAAUGAGAAGAUUUUGGGACGGCUUCACCAGGUGCAGAGACUGACACGCCGACUGAGGAAAGAAAGAAGGUUUCUGAUGAAGACUCUGGACUCGUACGGAGAUGAUUACAGAACGGCACAGCUCACCAUCACACUGGAGGAUGAAGGGAAGGCUGGUUUAGAUGCAGCUGUUGGUGCUGAUGAAGACGGCUCUUCUCCAGCGUUUCCUCAUCAGUCAGCAGCUGGACCAAAGAAAAAGAGGCACAGGGUCCCAAAGGACAGAGAGCGAGACGCACAGAUGGAGUCGGAGCAUCCGGUCAUGACCGAGGGUCAGUUCCCAGGAUUCCCCAGCCCUAGUUCCCUGUCCCACUGAGGCUCAUCAGCAUGCCUGAAAUCACUGAACUCUUUUUCGGGGAUGAAUAAGAAUUUUUUCGUU